Molecule: messenger RNA, 1347 nt
Organism: Cladocopium goreaui
Lineage: Eukaryota; Dinophyceae; Suessiales; Symbiodiniaceae
Source: the annotation of a GenBank genome assembly
AUGAGCAUACUCAGGUUCAGCCACUACUACAACGUCAUCGAGUGCGAUGCCCCAACCUGCGCACCUGAGGGUGAAACCACCUACGCCAACACGGGACCUUCGGUCCAGGCGCCUGGUGGAGAAGUACCUCAAAGGGAAGCUCCUGCCGAGGAGUAUGUGACGUCUGGUUGGAAGAGGAUAUUGGACGCUCUGGGGAACUUGUACCAGGUCGCUGAGGACGAGAACAUUUGUUUGUACUGCGGGGCAGUGGACUAUGAGAUGUACACAUGCCCUGAUCCCAGGGAGAGCGAAAUCAAGAAGGCCCUGAAGGACCUCCGCAUGACCGAAGAAAAAGGAGAAAGCGCGGGUGCUCCCAUGGAUGGUGGUGAGGGAGAGACUGAGGCCAAGGGAGACGCCGGAGCAGAUGGCCCAGAGUCCGAUGACGAUGAGGACAGUGCUGAUCUCUACGAGAAUCAAAUCGCCCAAGUGGUGCGCGAAGCCAUCAUGAAGGGAGGUGGAGAUAAGUGGUCGACCUUAGAUUUCUACAGCGCCUACCCGGAGACGAAUUCCAGGAAGACAAGGACCUAUCGGCAGAUUGAUUACCCGAUCUUGGGAAGAUUCCGCAUCAUCCCCACCAAUGGAUGCGAAUUCCACCACAUCAGGAAUGGGUACGGUGGAGUGGCAUACGGUCGCGACUACGUCCCUGAACUGACGCCCCACGAGAAGGCAGCGAGUUGGAACCUCAAUGUUGGAAUGAGGCAUCACGUGGGGAAGAGUAGCAGGAACCAAGGAUAUGGUUUGAAAUGCGACGAUGCGGGAUGGGUGGACCUUGAUGAAGUCUUGAAGUACUCAUUUUUUUGGGCCCAUCCAAACAUCCAAGAGCCGGUCCUGCUCUGGACACGGAACAAUGGCGAAGGGGCCAUGGACCUCAACGAAGCCAGCAGAAGGAUGAGGUCGUUGUUCAAGAUCAUGCAUCACAGUGUGGUGGACGGGAAGUCCGUGCCCAGAUGUUGGCAUUUGUGGCAACACAAGAGAGUGGUAACGAUGAUGCCGUCGUGCUUCCAUGAGACGUCCAGAGAGAAAUGGGAAUCUUCGAAAGGGGCCCGGUGCGCGGAGGAGGAUCUGGAAGGCUGGUCACCUAUUUCAACGCGUUUGCACCUUGGGAUGAGCGAUCCUGGAAAUUGGCGAAAGGGUACCAGAAACAAAGGUGAAAAGGCCGUGUUUUAUUUGCCAUCUGAAACCCUGAUGGACCAAUUUGAACGCCGAAUCACAGACUCCGGCCAACCAGUGACCGAUCAGGUGAUCCCCUUUGGAAGUUUGAGGGGGGCCUGGGUGCAAGACAGCGCCAAGAAGUGGCACCGCCUUAUU